GAUAUUUUGCCUACAAAUGACAGACUUUUUCUCAUUAUGUAUUAAUUACCAAUCUUUUCAUUUGAUUUUGAAAGUAGUAGUAUUUGAGCUUUUUAAUUGAUCUUAUGACGUCACAUUGACGCGACAAUCUUGUUCGCUCGUGAAAGUUCACAACGUGGACUUUGGAUAGUUGUUAAUUUCGUGUAGAUUAUUUUAGGUGACUUCAGCAUCUUUUACUUUGCGAUGGAUAGGCUUUCUAAUUCAGUCAUGGUUAGCCUGGUGACUGGUGUAGCAUGUGGUGUUUGCCUUGGCUGGAUACUUCGUGGUAGAUUUCGGAAACCUUUAAAGACUCCACUGUUGCCAUCCAUUAAUGAUGUUGGAAAUGAAACAAGCAUCAUGGGUGAGAGUGGGGAAUACAAGAUGGUACUGGUGGUACGCAAUGAUUUGAAGAUGGGAAAGGGUAAAGUGGCCGCACAGUGCUCUCAUGCUGCAGUUUCUGCCUACCGACAAGUUCAGAAGCGAAACCCUGAGUUGUUGAAACAGUGGGAAUACUGUGGGCAACCAAAAGUGGUUCUCAAAGCCCUAGAUGAGAACACUUUGAUAGAACUGCUGGCCUUUGCUAAAGAACAGGGGUUAACUGUGAGCUUAAUCCAGGAUGCUGGACGUACUCAGAUAGCACCAGGUUCUCGAACAGUGUUGGGGGUUGGGCCAGGGCCUUCAGAAAUUGUGGAUAAAGUAACUGGCCAUCUAAAACUGUUUUGAUUGCAAUGAGAUCUUAAGGUGUAUGAGAAAUGAACUUCAUGCAAUGAUUAGUUUGAUAGUAAAGGAAUGUUAACUUAAAUAUAGUGGCAAGUGAUUGUUUAUUAGAAUAAUACUCUGUUAACCCACACAAUUGGAUACAAGUGUUUAUUUUUGAACAGUUGAAAGAACAACGUCCUUAACAGUGCAAUUAUUUUUUUAGUAUGUUGGGCUGCUGAGUAACUGGCAGUUCUCCAAAGAUGGUGAAAAGGUUAAAGUGUGGGGUACAAGUUUCUGCAGAGCCUUAUCUUUCACAGUAAGAACUACUACUCAGCUGUGUAGACUACUUCUAUGCAGUGUGCCUCCUAUAAGUUGCACUCCAUCCUUACAGCUUAUGUGUACUUCAGUGAUGACAAAAGAUCUGAAAAGCCUCCCGUUCAUAAAACUCUCCCCAGAGUAGUAUGUAUCCAGCAGUGCAUCAGCACGAUUUAGUGUCUCCACCCCCCCCCCCACAAAAAAUGCUCUACAGUCUCUGUUAGAACCAUGGAUUUUUUGCUAUUGUAGUGUAUGUUAUAGAUUUCCUGCUGUGCUAAGGACACUGUGCUUUCAAGUUACUGGAGACGAAUGAUGGUGUCUGGGUGGGAAGGUAGUAGCAAAGCAGACAGCUUUACAGCACUGUUCAUUCUCCAAGAUUGAGCUUUACUAGGAAGUUUGCUGCAGCCAUUAUUCAUUGAUUGUUUUGCUGGCAACAUUUUGAUAUUUUUGUACUGUGCUUGGGUUUAAAAAAAAUUAAAUUAAAUUAAACAUAUGUAAAGAAAAGAA
Molecule: messenger RNA, 1539 nt
Organism: Protopterus annectens (West African lungfish)
Lineage: Eukaryota; Metazoa; Chordata; Ceratodontiformes; Protopteridae
Gene: PTRH2
Product: peptidyl-tRNA hydrolase 2
Exons: 2
Coding region: 223-741 (172 amino acids)
Biological process (GO): negative regulation of anoikis; positive regulation of anoikis
Cellular component (GO): mitochondrion; cytosol
Molecular function (GO): peptidyl-tRNA hydrolase activity
Source: RefSeq, a predicted model, not a curated record